This is a messenger RNA of Talaromyces atroroseus, 1023 nucleotides long. RefSeq names its product Malate dehydrogenase, mitochondrial. The record is from RefSeq and is a predicted model, not a curated record. Gene Ontology annotation, molecular function: L-malate dehydrogenase (NAD+) activity. Gene Ontology annotation, cellular component: cytoplasm; mitochondrion. NCBI's taxonomy places the organism in Eukaryota, Fungi, Ascomycota, Eurotiomycetes, Eurotiales, Trichocomaceae. The transcript has 5 exons. The coding region runs from base 1 to 1023 and encodes 340 amino acids. Gene Ontology annotation, biological process: tricarboxylic acid cycle; malate metabolic process.
AUGUUCGCUGCUCGCCAGUCGUUCGGUGUCUUCCAGAAGCGGGCUUUCUCCGCCUCCGCUCGCCAGGCCUCCAAGGUCACCGUCCUCGGUGCUGCCGGUGGUAUUGGCCAGCCUCUGUCUCUGCUGAUGAAGCUCAACCCCCGUGUUACCCAGCUUGCUCUGUACGAUAUCCGCGGUGGUCCUGGUGUCGCUGCUGAUCUCAGCCACAUCAACACCAACAGCACCGUCACUGGCUACGACCCUACUCCUUCCGGAUUGAAGGAGGCCCUCACUGGAUCUGAAAUUGUCCUCAUCCCUGCCGGUGUUCCUCGCAAGCCUGGCAUGACCCGUGAUGACCUUUUCAACACCAACGCCUCCAUUGUCCGCGAUCUCGCCAAGGCCGCUGCCGAUGCUGCUCCUAACGCUAACAUCCUCGUCAUUUCCAACCCUGUCAACUCCACCGUCCCCAUUGUCUCCGAGGUCUUCAAGUCCAAGGGUGUCUACAACCCCAAGCGCCUGUUCGGUGUCACCACCCUUGACGUCGUUCGUGCUUCCCGCUUCAUCUCUCAAGUCAAGAGCACCGACCCCGCCAACGAGGCCGUCCCCGUCGUUGGAGGCCACUCUGGUGUGACCAUUGUCCCUCUUCUGUCUCAGUCCAACCAUGCCGACAUUGAGGGCGAGGCCCGUGACGCUCUUGUCAACCGCAUCCAGUUCGGUGGUGACGAGGUUGUCAAGGCCAAGGACGGUGCUGGUUCUGCUACCCUCUCCAUGGCUUUCGCUGGUGCCCGCUUCGCUGAGUCCCUCCUCAAGGCCGCCCAGGGCGUUAAGGGUGUUAUUGAGCCUACUUUCGUUGACAGCCCUCUCUACAAGGACCAGGGCAUUGACUUCUUCGCUUCCCGCGUUGAGCUCGGCCCUGAGGGUGUUGAGAAGAUUCUUCCCGUUGGUGAAGUCAAUGCUUACGAGGAGAAGCUCCUUGAGGCUGCCCUUGGUGACUUGAAGAAGAACAUCAAGAAGGGUGUUGACUUCGUUGCCCAGAACCCUUAA